AUGAUUCUGAAAGCUUUGUGGGUAGAAUUCUCACUACCAAUUACUGAACAAAAUGAGCAAAUGAUCCAAAAAGAAAUGCUCAAACAAAAUGAACAAAGAAAGACUAACAACUGUGAGAAAAUCUACAAUGUAAAUCCAUGCCAAGCCAAGCCAUGUCAGAAUAAUGGGAUUUGUGAGAGGAACAGAAACAGCUAUACGUGCCAUUGUGUUAAACCAUAUAUAGGGUCCGAGUGUGAACAUGUGAAAAACACAUGCCAAAGAAACAGCUGCAAUAGAGGAGACUGUCAUAAGCCUAAUGCCACCUAAUAUUGAUGCAGUUGCAGAUAUUCCUAUCAGCUCCCAUUCUGUGACAGAGCUAACACAAUCUGUAAACCAAACCCUUGCAAGAAUGAAGGCACCUGCAUGAAACACCGAAUAAGAUCAAAGUUCACAUGCAACUGUCCCGAGCCAUUCAGAGGAAAGUAUUGUGAGAUAGGACCAGAAGACUGUUUUACAGAAAAUGGCCACAUGUACAAAGGAAAUGUUAGUCAAACAGUGCUGAAGAAAACCUGCCUUCACUGGACAUCUCACCUUCUGUUGGAGAGCAGCUACAAUGCAUUUAUGGAACAUGCUGACUAUUAUGAACUCGGUGACCAUAACUUCUGCCGGAAUCCAGAUGGUGAUGAAAAGCCCUGGUGCUUUGUCAAUGUGGAUAACAAGGUGAAAUGGGAUUUCUGUGAUGUCUCUCCCUGCUCAGCAACAGAGUUUUUUGGGACUACAGCCAACUUUAUCAUGCAUCCUAGAGUGAGUAACAGGUCCAAUACCUGUGGACACCCAGAGACAAUAAGAUCACUCAAGAGGAUCUAUGGUGGAACCAAGACUACCUGGCAAGCCUCUCUUCAUAGGAAAUUUUCAGUGGGCUCUUCCAUGCCCAAAGGACACUACUGUGGAAGAGUACUGAUUGAAGCAUGCUGGGUUCUUACUGCUGCACAUUGUAUUGUGACAGACAUACAUAAUCUCCAGGUGUCCCUUGGGGAACAAGAUCUCACUAGGAGUGAACAUCAUGAGCAAAAGUUUGAUGUAGAAAAAAUAAUUAAACACAGACACUAUCGAGAAAGGGGUCAUAUUCCAUACAAUGAUAUUGCUGUGCUGAAACUGAAGGCAGUUGAUGGCCACUUUGCGGUGGAAACAAAAAAUGUCAAGCCAGUCUGUUUGCCUGAUUCCAUAUUUUCUGAUGACACAGAAUGCUAUAUCUCAGGUUGGGGACUUACUGAAACAGGUGAGGAAUCUCAUCAGCUGUUAGAUGCCAGAGUAAAGCUGAUUUCCCAGAUGCAGUGUAAUGCACCAAGCGUGUAUAAGAACAGACUGGAUGAAAGCAUGCUUUGUGCAGGAAAUCUUCAGAGAACAAGAGCUGAUACUUGUCAGGGAGAUUCAGGUGGUUCUUUAACAUGUAAAAAUGGCUCUUAUUAUAUCUAUGGAAUUGUGAGCUGAGGAGACCAAUGUGGAUUAAAAAACAAACCAGGAGUUUAUACCCGUGUGACAAGAUUUCUCAAUUGGAUUAGGACAAAAAUUCAACAAGAGCCUAUUUCUCAUGAUUAAGAAAUAUCUUCUGGAACUGAGAAAGGCCAUGAAAAUCCGACAGAGACUGGCUCUGGAAUGACCAUAUCUUAUUUGUUUUAUUCAUUUAAUUUUGUUAAACUUGAAAUUACAUAUAUUUUACUCAUUUUAUGUACAUUAGCUCCCCUGCAUACUCUAUUAUCCAGGAUUUUAUAUUACUUAUAAUAUUGUUGUUUGUACUGCUGAAUCUGUUUUAUGCCAAUACAGGCUUGUUGAAAAAUAAUAAUAAAAUAUAUACUUUUAAAAAUCA
This is a messenger RNA of Heteronotia binoei (common prickly gecko), 1846 nucleotides long. It is a transcript of the gene HABP2, whose product is annotated as hyaluronan binding protein 2. The record is from RefSeq and is a predicted model, not a curated record. Gene Ontology annotation, biological process: blood coagulation; proteolysis. Gene Ontology annotation, molecular function: calcium ion binding; serine-type endopeptidase activity. NCBI's taxonomy places the organism in Eukaryota, Metazoa, Chordata, Lepidosauria, Squamata, Gekkonidae.